Molecule: messenger RNA, 318 nt
Organism: Meloidogyne enterolobii
Lineage: Eukaryota; Metazoa; Nematoda; Chromadorea; Rhabditida; Meloidogynidae
Source: the annotation of a GenBank genome assembly
UUAAAAAUGAAUUUUGGUUGUGCCGGUGAUCCUGAUAUUAAAAAUUGUGCCUUUUGUGGCGAGAAAGUUCAAAUAGCUGAUAAAUUGAUGGUUGACCGAGAAAUUAUUCAUAAAGGCUGUUUUAAUUGCUGCUAUUGCGGUGCUAAACUACAAGCAGGGAAUGCAGCUAUGGAACAAUCAUUCUUCAAUCGCUAUGGUCCUCGUUGGUAUUGUGCCGGUGCUUUAGGUAAUUGUGCUUUAGUGCCUGUUGCACAGAAGGAUGCGAAACUUAAAGAGCGUGGAUUGAAUGUUAAGAAAACUGGAAAGGCCAAAAAAUAA